CUGGAGGAGUCGGAAGACCGUUCAACGUCUACUGCGACAUGGACACCGCUGGUGGUGGUUGGACGGUCUUCCAAAGAAGAAAGGACGGUUCUGUUGAUUUCAGUGGUAAUUGGUCAGACUAUAAGAAGGGCUUCGGGAGCGUUUCUGGUGAACACUGGCUUGGAAACGAUAAGAUUCAUCGCCUGACGAGCCAGAAGACGUAUGCACUACGGGUCGAUAUUGAAGAUUUCUCUGGGAGGACCAGCCAUGCCAGUUACCGCGAGUUCAUGAUUGGCAAUGAGACCAUGAAUUAUGAGCUGAAGCUAGGUGCUUAUUCUGGUGGAAGUGCAGGUAACUUUCCUCACAAUAAUGACCCUUUGUCCCUGGCUUCAUACAUGGACCGGGAGUAG
Molecule: messenger RNA, 389 nt
Organism: Strongylocentrotus purpuratus (purple sea urchin)
Lineage: Eukaryota; Metazoa; Echinodermata; Echinoidea; Camarodonta; Strongylocentrotidae
Product: ficolin-1-like
Exons: 2
Coding region: 39-389 (116 amino acids)
Source: RefSeq, a predicted model, not a curated record